ACCGGUAUACAAACGCUUCAUGAUAGCACAGCAACGACAGCAAAAGGCCACAGACAUAAACUUAGGGAGGAUGAUGCAGUUAGUGUAUUCUCUCUUCGUCCACGCGGUUCUCAAAUAAGGUUGUCAAGUUAUCCAGUAUUGGGAUAUGUGGUCGAUCUGAAAGCUUUCUAA
Messenger RNA from Racocetra persica, 171 nucleotides. NCBI's taxonomy places the organism in Eukaryota, Fungi, Glomeromycota, Glomeromycetes, Diversisporales, Gigasporaceae. The record is from the annotation of a GenBank genome assembly.